AUGCACUUGCGGAUCGGUAGCUUUGUAAGAGUGACAAGAAACUGCAUGAUGAGUUUAUCUAGUGCGGAGAGCAGCGCCACCGAUGAUAAUACUGGAUAUUCAAAGCUUAAUGGCAAAAAGAACCAAUCUGUAACAAAACCGGUAUCCUUGGAUUCAACCACAGGUGAGGUGCUUGUGCGUACAAGCACCGGAAAAACCAGGGUUCGCAGGGGUCAAAGUGAUGAGGAGUACAAGAGACAGCUUCAUGACUAUUUUCAGGUACAGAAUGGUCCUAAAGUGACAGAAGUUGGGUGGAUGGACCAUGAAAAUGCCAAUGCUAUGCUUAACGCGGACAUCGAUUUCAGUAUCAAGCCAGAAAGACAAAAAAUUGCAGGCUUUUGUCGAGUUUUAUACUACAGAAGGCAAUACAGCGAAUGUGCAGAGUUAUGUGGGAAACUGAUACCCAGAUAUGAAGAGAUAAACAAGAAUAACAAAAUCAGGAAAGAAAUAAACGAAUUAGGGUAUAUGUUAGAACGAUCUAGACAGCUACUACAAUAA
Zygotorulaspora mrakii is the source of this 537-nucleotide messenger RNA. RefSeq lists its product as uncharacterized. The transcript has a single exon. Bases 1 to 537 code for a protein of 178 amino acids. NCBI's taxonomy places the organism in Eukaryota, Fungi, Ascomycota, Saccharomycetes, Saccharomycetales, Saccharomycetaceae. The record is from RefSeq and is a predicted model, not a curated record.